GCUUCCGCGUUUCUAUGGUACUGACUUCCGCCGCGAGCCAAACCGCGCGAUACUUCGGCGGCGCAGCAAUGGCGAGAUCAUGCCGCGUCACUGCUCCGCCGCCGGCUGCUGCACACGAGACACGCGCGAGACGCGCAACCGCGGCAUCUCUUUCCACAGGCUCCCCAAAAAGGACAAUCCAAGGCGGGGCUUGUGGUUGGCCAACUGCCAGCGGCUGGACCCCAGCGGCCAGGGCCUGUGGGACCCGGCGUCCGAGUACAUCUACUUCUGCUCCAAGCACUUCGAGGAGAACUGCUUUGAACUGGUGGGAAUCAGUGGGUAUCACAGGCUGAAGGAGGGAGCAGUUCCGACGAUAUUUGAGUCUUUUUCCAAGUUGCGUCGAACAACCAAGACCAAGGGGCACAGUUACCCCCCUGGCCCCCCUGACGUCAGCCGGCUCCGGCGAUGCAGGAAGCGCUGCUCUGAGGGCCGAGGGCCCACAACUCCAUUUUGCCCACCUCCACCUGCUGACAUCACCUGCUUUCCUGUGGAAGAGGCCUCAGCACCUGCCGCCUUGCCUGCCUCCCCCACCGGGAGGCUGGAGCCUGGCCUCAGCAGCCCCUUCUCAGACCUCCUGGGGCCCCUGGGUGCCCAGGCAGAUGAAGCAGGCUGCAGCACCCAGCCUUCACCUGAGCGGGAGCCAGAGCGACAGCCGUCCCCGCUGGAGCCGAGGCCCGUCUCACCCUCGGCCUACAUGCUGCGCCUCCCGCCGCCCGCCGGAGCCUACAUCCAGAAUGAGCACAGCUACCAGGUGGGCAGUGCCCUGCUCUGGAAGCGGCGGGCUGAGGCUGCACUCGAUGCCCUGGACAAGGCCCAGCGCCAGCUGCAGGCCUGCAAGCGGCGGGAGCAGCGGCUGCGGCUGCGGCUGACCAAGCUGCAGCAGGAGCGGGCACGGGAAAAGCGGGCACAGGCCGAUGCCCGCCAGACUCUGAAGGAGCACGUGCAGGACUUUGCCAUGCAGCUGAGUAGCAGCAUGGCCUGAGUGAGGUCCGCCCGGUAGGGCUUCAGCCUCUUUCUCCCUCAGUAUCCACCUGGAGAGGAUCUGAUCUGAGCUGCGUCCAACAGCCCUGCCAGAUGCCAUAAUAAAGUGGAUUCUACAAAGAA
Messenger RNA from Balaenoptera ricei (Rice's whale), 1143 nucleotides. It is a transcript of the gene THAP7, whose product is annotated as THAP domain containing 7. Gene Ontology annotation, biological process: regulation of DNA-templated transcription. Bases 80 to 1021 code for a protein of 313 amino acids. The record is from RefSeq and is a predicted model, not a curated record. Gene Ontology annotation, cellular component: nucleus. Lineage: Eukaryota; Metazoa; Chordata; Mammalia; Artiodactyla; Balaenopteridae. The transcript is spliced from 5 exons.